GAUGUACUUGUGCGGUCGCUUCGGGGACGGACUGACGGGGAACGUUCACCACGAGGAGGGAAAGAGAAAACACAGAAAAUCAUCAUAUAAAAUCUAUUAGAUUGUCAAAAUAACACAACAUCUGGACAGAUGAUGACUUAAACCAGGGGGGGGAUUCAAAUCACCAACAAUGGCCAAUACAGGUAGGUGCUGCGCCAGUCUGGAGCAGCCCAAGGCCCUGAUGAAGAUGGGCCUGAGUAUGGUGCUUGUAGGACACGUCAACUUCCUACUGGGGGCGCUAGUCCACGGGGCUGUGCUGCGACACAUCAACCUGAACACACGAGCCAACACCGUGGCGUACUCCAUAUCUAAUAUAAUGGCACUCACUACUGGAAUAGUGGGUGUUGUUGUAGGAAUGCUGGCCAUCCUCCUGUCUAAAAACAAGAAGAGCAGAGUGCUGACAUGGUCGUUGUUCGUGGUCAGCCUGUUUGGUAGUCUCCUGGCCACAGCGUCUGCGAUUGGCCUCACCGUUUCUGUGGUGAGGGUCACAGUUAAUGGUGGGCGGAGCCUCCUGACUCACUGCCGGUUCCCCAACGCUAUUGGCUGCGCCAGCAUCACUAACGAGUGCCCUUUCGACCACACACGCGUUUAUAGCAUGACACUGAUCCUGUGGGUUCCUCUGAUCGUGAUCUCUAUUGUCCAGCUGGUUUUGUCAGUGCGGUGUUUCUCUGUGUGUGUUUCUUUCCUGGGUCUACCCUGCUUCCCUCGCAAGAUCAGGCUCAGGGACCACGGUAGAACGAUAAACACAGUAGCAUCCGCAGAGCCGCCCUCUCUCACUAGCUCAGUACCCGGUCAUCCCCUUCAUCGACACCUUCUUCAGUCGGACCCGCCUCAUCUCAAGUCCCAGCGGCAGCCUCUUCCUCCUCCUCUUCAUCACUCGUGCCCGUCUCAUCUCAAGUCCCAGCGGCAGCUUCUUCCUCCUCCUCCUCCUCCUCCUCCUCUUCAUCACUCGAACCCGUCUCAUCUCAAGUCCCAGCGGCAGCCUCUUCGUCCUAAGCAUCAGAAUCAGAGAGGAAGUUCAGACAGGUGGUCUGACGGGGGGCAGCUGGUUCCCCAAGAGGAACAUGAGCUGCUGGAACAAGGUUUCUGGAUAUAAUGAUGAUGACGAUGAACACCCAGAAUCUCCCCCUCUUGCCUGCCCAAGCUGCAGCCUCAGGUGGAUCAGGACAAGAUUUAGCCACCUGAACAGCUUUCACAAGCGCUGCAGAGGCUGCUGUGCAGGGGAGGCACUACCUUCUUUGAAUGUGUGGGGUUACAAGUGCCUUUCCCAGCUGCUCCAGGAACACUCUCCUCCUGUUCUGCUUAUCAGGCAUCCAGGUGGGUUGAUCUUGUUCCAUAACAUGAAGGCAUUGUAUGAGGACACAUUAACAAUGUUAUGGAGGGUGACCAGGGGUCAGGGGGGGGGCAGUCAUCCUCCUGCAGCUGUAAGUUCUGGUUGUCGUCCAGGUUGUCCAGGCCUCCUUUGCUGUGGUUGUCGUCCAGGAUGAUGGCUGGCUUCCUGUCCUCACCAUCACCGAUCUCAGCCGUUUUGUGCAGUGUGCUCAGGAGGACCACAUUCUUGUUCCUCUUUGGGAGGUAAGAAACUAGAGUGGUGGUGAGGGUGAAGGCAAACUUUGAUGAGAAGGCCUCUUUCCCCUUUGUUUCGAGGAGUGCAGGGGGGAGCUCAGGUUCGUUCUUUCUAACCUGUUAAGCCGCCCCAUCCCGGAUCCGGGAUUGUGACUACAGCCUCAAGCUCAUUACCAUAACGCAACAUUAGCGAUUUCUGAAAAUUGCAAAAUAAAUUAAAUAAAUAUGCCUGUCCUCAAGCUUAUCCUUUUCUUAACAAUCCUGUCGUCUCAGAUUUUCAAAAUAUGCUUUAGAACCAGAGAAAAUCAAUAAUUUGUGUAAGAGUGGUGAUAGCUAGCGUAGCAUUUAGCGUUAGCAUUUAGCACGCAACAUUCACAAAAACCAGCAAAGGGAUCAAAUAAAAUAAUUUACCUUUGAAGAACUUCAGAUGUUUCAAUGAGGAGACUCUCAGUUACAUAGCAGAUGUCCAGUUUUUCCUGAAAGAUGCUUGUGUAGGACACAACGUUCCGUUUUGUUACUAUGCAUUUGGCUACCGAAACUAACCGAAAAUUCAGUCACCUAAACGUCGAACUUUUUUCCGAAUUAACUCCAUAAUAUCGACUGAAACAUGGAAAACGUUGUUUGAAUCAAUCCUCAAGGUGUUUGGUCAUAUAUCUCUUCAUUGAAAUGCCAGUCCUAGACACGUGCAUUCUUCUCUGAUUCGGAUGGAAAAAUACUGGGACCUGACUUUUGCGCACCAAUUUCCACGCAGACACCAUGCGGGACACUUGGUAAUUGUAGGCUCUUAUGGCCAAUCUUCCAAUGAUAUGCCUACAAAUACGUCACAAUGCUGCAGACACCUGGGGAAACGAUAGGAAGUGUCCGUUGAUUCCUGUGCCAUUCACAGCCAUAUAAGGAGAUCAUGGAAAACGUGCGUUCAAAAAUCCUGUUGAUUUCCUGGUCACUCAAACAUCUUGGUUUUGCCUGUAGAUUUUGUUCUAUGGCACUCACAGUGAAAAUCUUUGCAGUUCUGGAAACGUCAGAGUGUCUUCUUUCCAAAACUAUCAAUUCCAAGCAUAGUCGAGCAUCUUUUCGUGACAAAAUAUCGCGCUAAAAACGGGCACGUCUUUUUAUCCAAAAAUGAAAUACUGCCCCUAGAGUUCUAACAGGCUAACUAUGCCAACCAUGGUGAUAUUCCUCUUCAGCUACUGGCUGAGUUCAAUCAGUAGCACACAAUCUCAAUUUCUCAGUGUUUUUGUGUCUUUGUGGUUUUUGUGGUGUGUAAAUUAUUGUAUAACUGCCAGGUCAAAAAUGACCUUAAGACAACCUUUGUACCCUGAUGGUGUACAGCUUUAACGGAAAUAUGAACAAAGGCGAUCUUUCACUUUUUCUAAUGUUGUGGUCACUUUAGGAAAAGUCAUCAAAUAAUAAAAAAUAAUUUAAAAAUAAUUGCCCCUUUACACUCAAUACGUGGUUGUGCCACCUUUAGCUGCAGUGACUCCAACCAACCACUUCCUGUAGUUGUUGAUCAGUCCAUCUUUAGCUGCAAUGACUCCAAACAACCACUUCCUGUAGUUGAUCAGUCCACCUUUAGCUGCAAUGACUCCAACCAACCACUUCCUGUAGUUGAUCAGUCCACCUUUUGCUGCAAUGACUCCAACCAACCACUUCCUGUAGUUGAUCAGUCCACUUUUAGCUGCAAUGACUCCAACCAACCACUUCCUGUAGUUGAUCAGUCCACUUUUAGCUGCAAUGACUGCAAUCAGUCUCUCACGUCACUGUGGAGGAAUUCUGGCGCCCUCUUCCAUGCAUAACUGCUUUAACUCAGUGACAUUUGUGGGUUUUCAAGCAUGAACUGCUCAUUUCAAGUCCUGCCACAGCAUCUCAAUUGGGAUUAGGUCUGGACAUUUACUAGGCCAUUCCAAAUUUAUUGCGUUUUAGCCAUUUUCAUGUAGACUUGAUUGUGUGUUUUGGAUCAUUUUCUUACUGCAUGACCCAGCUGUGCUUCAGCUCACAAACAGAAGGCCUGACAUUCUCCUGUACAAUUCUCUGAUACAGAGCAGAAUUCAUGGUUCCUUCUAUUAAGGCAAGUCGUCCAGGUCCUGAGGCAGCAAAGCAUCUCCAAACCAUCACACUACCAACACCAUGCUGGACCCCAAACCAUCACACUACCACCACCAUGCUUGACCAUUGGUAUGAGGUUCUUACUGUGGAAUGCAGUGUUUUAGUGCAGUGUUCAUCAGACAUUGUGGGACCCAUGUCAUUAAAUGAAUAAGUAUAUUGUUGUUAUUCGUUCACUCAGGUUCCCUUUUAUCUAAUAUUAGGUUUUGGUUGAUGAUUUGAUUUACAUUCAGUAUCAAAAAUAUGCAAAAAUAGAGAAAAUCAUAAAACGGGGGGGCAAAUAUCUUUCCUUGUAGGUUUUCAGGGUGUCAUUAUGGGAUGGAUGCUGUCUGUCUCGCAGGACAUGGUUCUUUAACGUGGCUCUGUGGUUCUUGUGUAAACUACAUGGAGAUUUUGUGUGUGUUGUUCAAACGGUUAUGUGUCAUCCAGCAAUUGGAGUCCCCCACCCCAUUGGAG
Molecule: messenger RNA, 4161 nt
Organism: Oncorhynchus keta (chum salmon)
Lineage: Eukaryota; Metazoa; Chordata; Actinopteri; Salmoniformes; Salmonidae
Product: keratinocyte-associated protein 3-like
Exons: 7
Coding region: 170-1135 (321 amino acids)
Source: RefSeq, a predicted model, not a curated record